Messenger RNA from Aspergillus welwitschiae, 1497 nucleotides. RefSeq names its product ferritin-like domain-containing protein. Bases 1 to 1278 code for a protein of 425 amino acids. The record is from RefSeq and is a predicted model, not a curated record. Lineage: Eukaryota; Fungi; Ascomycota; Eurotiomycetes; Eurotiales; Aspergillaceae. The transcript is spliced from 5 exons.
AUGGCAGCUAUCCUGCAUGCCUCCUCUUUGAGCGGCCCAGAUAAGUGGUUGGCACAUGGUCCAGUUGUCCCCCUUCAAGUCGUAGGGCUUAACAAGGCAUGCCUCGAUUUCCUCUUUGCUCCGAAGAGUCAGUCAUGUGAUGGUCAGCUUCACAGCCCGGAGCCCGGACCUUUUAUCCCAGCAGGGGGCGUGGGAACCAACGGGACUACCCCUGUCUAUAAUGCAAAGAGUGACUUUGACUACGAGUCUUUGGCCCUUGCGUUGUAUCAAGAGUACAUCGAGCUCGACCUCUUCCAUGAUGGACUGGCACGCUUCUCUGUUGACGACUUUACUGCUGCAGGGUUGACAGCAGAGGAUCGUUUCUUGAUCGAAUUCAUGGCCGAUCAGGAAGUCGGCCAUGCGACCAUGUUGACCAACAUUUUGGGCGCGGAGGCACCCAGACAGUGCAACUACGUAUACCCUUAUACCACCGUUCACGAGUUCUUGGAUUUCUGCCAGAAGCUUACACGCUUUGGCGAGGCGGGUGUGUAUGGAUUCUUGUCGCAUCUGGACUCCCGCGAAGCAGCGACGCUUCUCACUUUGUCCAUCACCACGGAGGCUCGCCAGCAAAUGAUCUUCAGGCAGUUUGAAGGACUCUUCCCCAUGCCAGUUUGGUUCGAGGUUGGUGUUCCUCAGUCAUGGGCCUGGACUUUGCUUGCUCCCUAUAUUGCCUCUUGCCCAGAAGGCCAGACGCGCCUGGCCUGGCAAAACUUCCCAGCACUGUCUAUCCUGAACCAGCCGAACCCGGUCCGGAUUAACGGUGCAGAUGCUUGGAAGGAGACUAUUACCAAUGGCACAAAUGUGUUGAACAGCACGGCGGUCCCCAGCUCGCAAGCUUGCCAGAACAAUGACGCCGUGGGUAUCAACUGCUCACCUGCAAUCACCCACAAUCGCACAAACCCUCUGUCGUUCCCCGGCCGGGAAGUUUUCCUGUCCUGGGAUGCUCCAGGACAGCCAGUUGGGCCGAACAAUAGCUAUGUGACCUCGACUACCGCGGGGGCCCCCAAGUACGUGGCGUGGGUGACGCAGCUGAACGUGACCUACUCUGAGUUGACACUCAAUGGCUCGAGAUCUGGAUCGACGAUUCAGCCCAACGUUGAAACCUACGCAGGUGAUCCCGCCGUUAAUGGCACCAUGUUCAUUGCCAUUACUGAUACAAACCUUUUCGUGACCCCGUUCAACAUCAGCAUGAUCAAUCCUCAUGUGGUCGCUGGACCGGCUCUCUACCAGUCUGGCUAAGCGAGUACAAGUAUGGCCGGAAGAGUAUACGUUCCCAGGAAAGGCAUGCUUUCAACGUGUGAUCUCUUGCGAGAUGUUAUAUUCCGACGAUGUAGUGGGAUUCUGACUGGAAGAGGAAGGGAAUUUUUCAUGUCUUAGCCAUGAUGCUAAAUGUUUGUAAUUCUAUUAGUUCUUGAUCUGGAGUUGUACUUGGCUACUAAUUAAAACAUGGUUGAAGGC